CCCACAUCAUAUGUUGUCACGUACCGCUCGUUUCGAGGACGCUUAGUUUAGUCAAUGAUUUUGUUGCGAGCGAAUGCUACAAUGAAACGUUUGCUAUUAAUUUAUUUUUUUUAUAUACUCUUCCAAGUGGCUUUAUUGGAAUCACCAUGCGAGACGAUCACGUACAAGCAAAAAAAUAAUGUUGACUUUCGAUGCACUCAAUUGACGACGCUGGAAAAUAAUUUGAAUCAAGCGUGGACCAACACGACGAGCAUCACAAUUUUCGAUUCGAAUAUACCUAACAUAUCUGGGCACAGUUUCGCAAAAUUCGGAGCGACCCUUGAAACCUUAGACCUGCACGAAUCGGGUAUACAAACAUGCGAUGCUGAGGCAUUCAUAGGCCUUACUAAGUUGAAAAAACUGAUGCUUUGGGGCAAUAAACUGACGAACGUGCCGGCAGAAUGGCUCAUGAACAUGUACUCUCUGCAGACUCUAGAUUUAUCGUUCAACCUCAUCCAGUGGCUCGAUUGGAGAGUUUUUCAGAUGCUUCCUAAUUUGGAGAACUUUUACUUCGACUACAAUCAACUCAGCUACAUCGACUAUAGCCUGUUCGCUUAUCUGGGUAAUCUGAAGAGAGUGAGAUUCAGCAAGAACCCGUGGAAAUGGCCGUAUCGCGCUCGCUUGACGUGGCAAUUGGAGAAUCAAAAGGUCGAGAUAUCGGAUAUGUGGGAGGAUUGGAACUGGAUGAACGUUGUGAUCAAGGACUGCAUUGAGAGUGGUCGCGGUGAAUUGCCGAGCGAUAAGGUGCUCGACUGCGCUGUAGAGAAACUGCUCGAGUUUACGUACGAGACCUUCAGCGCGCAGGAGAGGAGCAGCGCGACCGGAUGCAGCGAACAGGCCAAGCGAUUAGUGCAUUGCAUGAGACCGCGCAAUGCCAUUGGCGAUACCGAUUACGAAACAGUGCGAAGGAUUCUAGAGGAUUAUUCCACGAUUCUGCCGCCGAUGCAAAGGGCGCUGAGCCCCUUUCCGUUGAAAUGAUAAACGCGCUUUGUCUCUGUCUUCUCAGGGACUUCUUUUAAGAUAAAGGUAAAGUCUUUAGACUACGCUUCUACGUCAAUUUAUUAUUUUACUCUACAAUUGAGAGAACUCUUAAUCGAACCUUCCUUCAUUCUUAUUCAGUAUUUGUAUGAAUUUAAAAUGAAUAAAUAAAAAAA
Messenger RNA from Pogonomyrmex barbatus (red harvester ant), 1193 nucleotides. RefSeq lists its product as uncharacterized. The record is from RefSeq and is a predicted model, not a curated record. Gene Ontology annotation, cellular component: plasma membrane. NCBI's taxonomy places the organism in Eukaryota, Metazoa, Arthropoda, Insecta, Hymenoptera, Formicidae. Gene Ontology annotation, molecular function: protein binding.